Messenger RNA from Athalia rosae (coleseed sawfly), 3309 nucleotides. It is a transcript of the gene SREBP, whose product is annotated as sterol regulatory element-binding protein 1. Gene Ontology annotation, biological process: regulation of transcription by RNA polymerase II. Lineage: Eukaryota; Metazoa; Arthropoda; Insecta; Hymenoptera; Athaliidae. Bases 119 to 3133 code for a protein of 1004 amino acids. The transcript is spliced from 8 exons. The record is from RefSeq and is a predicted model, not a curated record. Gene Ontology annotation, cellular component: nucleus. Gene Ontology annotation, molecular function: DNA-binding transcription factor activity, RNA polymerase II-specific; protein dimerization activity; RNA polymerase II cis-regulatory region sequence-specific DNA binding.
GGACGAUCAUUUGUAAUUUUUGGUUACUUGAUUUGACACAUUGAUUGUGACUCGUGUUCUGUUCUAAACUUGUCAAAGUAAUGUGAAUAAAUACUGGGACAUUAAUAAUACAAGCAUUAUGGCUGAUCCGACAGCAAAUUGGGGGAGCAUCCCACAGGAAAAUGAAUUUUCAAACUUCCCUGCUAAUGACAGCUUCAAUUUAAAUGAAAUGACUGGCUUUGAUGAAUUGCUGACAAACUGCGAAAGUGAAUUAUUGAAGAAUGAGAAUCUGUUCAGCGAUGAGACAUUAUUGUCUCAAUUAGAAGAGCCAAUACCAAUGGACGACGACACUUUUGAUUUUCUCAGUAUGAAUAAUCGCAGAGAUUUCAAAGAUUCCACAAUCGUUUCAGCUACGGGUACAAAACCUAUCGUGGCACCAACAUCUUCAUCCCGGGCUCAGCGCCCAACUCCCUGCCCACCUGAAACCAUUCAAGUGCAAACUACACCACAAAGAAUAUCUGUUUCUCAAGCUCCUACCGUCUUCAGCUCUCAGUAUACUAUUCCGCAAAAUAUGAAUUUCAACAUUCAGUCUCCUGUUGUCACUUUGGCGCCUGUGCCUGCGCAGCAAAGGCAACUUCUAUUUCCAGCUAAAUUAAUCAAGUCUGAGUCAGUCGUUUACUCAGCAGGAUCGCAGGCAAUUACUUCAACUCCGGUGCAACACCAAAUACACACACUUGUCAAUACGGCCAAUGGAACUGUACUUGCGACUGGAAUCCCAGUUGUUCUGGAUACUGAAAAAGUGCAAAUCAACAGAAUCAAUUCUGGAGCUCAUGUGGGAGGGGUACCUAGAGUAAAAGAAGUCAAACGGAGUGCUCAUAAUGCAAUCGAGCGGCGGUACAGGACUUCCAUCAAUGAUAAGAUUAUCGAAUUGAAAAAUAUUAUUGUUGGUGUUGAUGCUAAGCUAAACAAAUCGGCAAUAUUGCGAAAAACUAUCGAUUAUAUCAGAUUCCUUCAGAACACCAAUGACAAGUUAAAGGCAGAAAAUAUGGCUCUGAAAAUGGCUGAACAGAGACAAAAUCUACGAGAACUCCUGGUUUGUGGGGAGUUGACGCCUCCCCGGUCUGAUAGCAGUGAGCCAUCCCUCUCACCUGCUCCAGUAUCGCCUUCACCAUCAUCUCCUUCUUCCCUAAAGGAUGACACUGAGUCUUUGCACAGUAUGCAUUCAUCGGUAUCAACGACCAGGGGUAUGAGAGAUCAUACCCGUCUGACAUUGUGUGCCUUUUUAUUUGUUGUUUUGGCCUUCAAUCCGCUAGGACUUGUCAUGAGCAACAUGCGUAGAUUGAACUUCGACUAUUCUAGCACAAAACUGGAUGGACGAACAAUACUCCAGUAUCAGGAUUCAUCAGAUUCAGAAACAGGAAUUUGGACGGGCAUAUUUAUGUGGUUGAUCAAUGUUGUUUUGUUAAUCUGUGGAUUGAGUCGAUUGCUGCUGUACGGUGAUCCUAUGCUACCCUUUGACAGUAAAGCUACACUCGAAUUGCGCCGCUGGAAACGGCAGGCGGAAUUUAAUAUUUCAAAACAGAAUUAUGACCAGGCUUAUCGAGACCUUUGCCAAUGUUUGAGAUGCUUCGGACGUACAUUGCCAUCUAAUCGUAUGGAGAUAUUUCUUGCUACUGUUUGGCAAGUUGUGAGACAAAUUUUACAUAAAUUAUGGCUUGGCAAGUGGGUUUCCCAAUUGGGAAAAUUUUUCAAUGACAAGUCGGAAAGACAGCAAGCACAAAUCUCUUGUCUAGAAUUGGCCGUUGUCUACCAGCACAUGCUCUGUCUAAGACUCUCUCAAGGAUCUACUGAGGCAACACUAUUUCUUGCACUUUCAUCGGUCAAUUAUGGAGAAGCAGCGGAAGAAGGGAUUCCCAAAUCAUUGAUGGCUGAAAUUUACAUCAAUGCAGCACUUUGCUUCAAACAAGCUUUAUUUCCGUAUAUUCACAAAUACUACCUUGGCAAGGCCCGGGCAUUGUUGACGUUAUGCACGAUACCCGUGAAGCUGAAAUGGGUCAUGAGUGUAGAGGGAACUCGCUUUUUAGCUUCUCAGAAAUGGCAAUAUGGCGAACAAUUGGACUGUGAAUUCAGUUCCCAAUGCAGCAAAGCCGAUCCUCUAUCAUAUGCAGCCCGAGCUUACCGGGAGCGGUUAAUCAGUCAGAGUUUACGCCUUUUGACAGGUACUGCGGAGGAUAUUCAUGCAUCUACGGUUCUUGAACUUGCUCAAAGCAUUAUGUCAUCAGCGGAGGUUGAACCCUACUUUGUUAGUGACGAUAAACUCACUGUAACUAGAUGUGAAGACGAGAUUGGAUUGUGGUGGGGUGCAGUCAUCUAUGUUGCUGCAAGUUGGAGGUUGGGAGAGGAUGAUCAGGUAGCAUGGAGCAUCUUGGAGAGUCGCUUUCCGUUUGAUAAGAAUCGUCAGCCAGCCAGUACAAGUACUGGCAACAACAGUACCAACCCUCUGCCCCACGCAGUUCUUUUUGCGCUACAGGCACGACGUUCAACCAGAAGAACAGCCAUGAGAUUGGUCGAUCAGGCGGGAAUGCUGUUGGAUCAUUCUAUGGCGUAUUAUAACUGCAAACAGCAAUCGUCUCAAAAUACUUUGCUGACUCAGUUGUUGGUGUGUGACGCUCUUCUAGAGGUGCGCACCACAUUGUGGCAAGAGAUUGAAAGUGAAAUGAGUAGGCCAGUGGCAGGUCAUACCCUUGCUGGUUUUCAACGAGAUUUGGCACGACUACGUCAACUUUGCCAACAUCUCCCGUCUGUGUUAACGAGAGUAUUCCUCUAUGAAGCAACAGCACGGAUUAUGGCAGGAGCUGCUCCUGUGAGGACCCAAAUUUUGCUAGAUCGCAGUCUUCGGCAUCGGAAUAUGCGUCCAUCGGUGAUUUGUGGAAAGGAUCGAUCUCAAGAACAGGGCAGUGGGGAACGAGAGCAUGCAGCUGCUCUGUAUUUGGCUUGCCGUCACCUACCUACCCUGCUAUUAGCUUCACCCGGUGAACGUGCCGGAAUGCUCGCUGAAGCAGCAAAAACUCUGGAAAGGAUUGGGGAUCAGAAACGCCUCCAAGAGUGCUAUGAACUUAUGCGGCAAUUAGGUCCUGCAAUAUCUGUUAAUUAAACCGCUGAAAAUGUAAUCACUAUUUUCUGUUCUUAUAUUAUUCUGAACUUUUCUAUCAACUUAUUUAAUACACUAUUCGAUUGCUCAUUGUACAUACAUACAUUCAUACAUACAUACAUACAUACCAGAAGUAAUCAAUGUUUCCCAUGUUCUUUAAUAAAAAUCGAGUAAAUAUG